AUGAAGUUCACUGCCGCUGCUGCGCUCCUGGCCACUGUUGCCUCGGCCACUCCCACCAACCUCAAGAACGCCAUCGCCAGCCGUGCUGCCACCGAUGCUUGUGACAUUGGUUACUGUACCCAGAACGGCGGUACCACUGGUGGUGCUGCCGGUGAGACCGUCACUGUCACCUCGGUCGAUGACCUGACCACCUACGCCGAGAGCGACGAAGCCUACACCAUCAUUGUCUCUGGCGACCUCACCGGCUCGGCCAAGAUCCGCGUCGGCUCCGACAAGACCAUCUACGGAGAGUCGGGCAGCUCCAUCGAGGGCGUCGGCUUCUACGUCAAGGGCGUCAGCAACGUCAUCCUGCGCAACCUCAAGAUCUCCAAGGUCGUGGCCGACAACGGCGACGCCAUUGGCAUCCAGGCGUCCGAGAACGUCUGGGUCGACCACUGCGACCUGUCGUCGGACCUGGACAAUGGCAAGGACUACUACGACGGCCUGCUCGACAUCACCCACGCCUCCGAGUACGUGACCGUCUCCAACACGUACCUGCACGACCACUACAAGGCCUCGCUGGUCGGCCACUCGGACAGCAACGCCGACGAGGACACGGGCACCCUGCACGUCACCUACGCCAACAACUACUGGAAGAACAUCAACUCGCGCCAGCCCUCGGUCCGCUUCGGCACCGUCCACAUUGUCAACAACUACUGGGACGGCGCCCUCGGCACCGGCGUCAACACCCGCAUGGGCGCCCAGGUCUUUAUCGAGAGCUCGGCCUUCAGCAACUGCGCCACCAAGGCCAUUGAGUCGGCCGACUCGGACGAGAUUGGCUACGCCUCCGUCGACGAUGUCGACCUGGGCGGUUCCGAGAACGAUGCCGAGGCUGGCGAUCUCACGGCCAGCUCUUUCCCCUACGACACCAUUGAGACCCUGGGCUCUGCCAAUGUUGCCAGCUCCGUCACCAGCUCCGCUGGUCAGACUCUGUAA
This is a messenger RNA of Pestalotiopsis fici W106-1, 975 nucleotides long. Its product is annotated as pectate lyase B. The coding region runs from base 1 to 975 and encodes 324 amino acids. NCBI's taxonomy places the organism in Eukaryota, Fungi, Ascomycota, Sordariomycetes, Amphisphaeriales, Sporocadaceae. The transcript has a single exon. The record is from RefSeq and is a predicted model, not a curated record. Gene Ontology annotation, molecular function: pectate lyase activity.